CGGGGCGCGCGGGGCAAGUGCAGCUCGGGACUUGGCCAGCCAGAUUCUCCCCUACGAGCACACCGGGUCCGGUCCUAUCUUCGUAGGAUCCAGAAGUGUCCCCUAUUGAGCUCUGGGACCCGGACUCCCGUCCAUCCAGACGAUCCCGACUGGGCCUCUUACAAGCUGGGAAUCUUCAUCUGUCUCCACUGCUCUGGCGUCCACCGCAACUUCCCGGACAUCAGCAAAGUUAAAUCCGUGAGACUCGACUUCUGGGACGACAGUAUUGUGGAGUUCAUGACUCACAAUGGGAACCUCCGUGUGAAGGCCAAGUUCGAAGCCAGAGUCCCAGCUUUCUACUACGUUCCCCAAGCCAAUGACUGCCUGGUGUUAAAGGAACAGUGGAUUCGAGCUAAGUAUGAGAGACAGGAGUUUAUGGCUGAUGGGAAAACGGUCCCUCCCCCAGGUAACCGAGAAGGAAUUCUGUGGAAGCGGGGAAAGGACAAUGCACAGUUUCUGAGAAGGAGAUUUGUCCUGCUGGCAAGAGAAGGAGUCCUGAAGUACUACACCAAGGAGGAGAGUAAAGGCCCUAAAGCUGUCAUCAACAUCAAGGACUUGAAUGCCACUUUCCAGACAGAGAAGAUAGGGCACCCACACGGGCUGCAGAUCACCUACAGGAGAGAGCGCCACAUCAGGAACCUGUUUGUGUACCACGAGAGUGGGAAGGAGAUAGUGGACUGGUUCAACGCCCUCCGCGCAGCCCGUCUGCAAUACUUAAAAAUGGCCUACCCCGAGCUUCCAGAGUCUGAGGGAGGCCUUAGGAUCUUCCCCACUGCAAUUGUAACAGGAGAGGUCUGCCUACAGUGGCCAAGCUCGUGCCCUUCCUCACCAGGAACUACCUCAAACAAGGCUUCAUGGAAAAGACUGGUCCAAAGCAGAGAGAACCUUUCAAGAAAAGGUGGUUUGCCCUGGAUCCCCAGGAGCGGAGGCUGCUGUAUUACAAGAACCCGCUGGGUUUUAACCUUUCAAAUUCAAGUCGUUCCCCCACCCACCCACACGGUGGCAUACCCCUGUCAUCCCAGCGGCUCCCGAGGCUGAGGCAGGAGGAUCGCGAGUUCAAAGCCAGCCUCAGCAAAAGC
Molecule: messenger RNA, 1118 nt
Organism: Ictidomys tridecemlineatus (thirteen-lined ground squirrel)
Lineage: Eukaryota; Metazoa; Chordata; Mammalia; Rodentia; Sciuridae
Source: RefSeq, a predicted model, not a curated record